AGAACUACUUGGACCAUGAAGGUUUUAAAUCAAGCUGUUUUGCUGCAGCUGCUGUCAGUCCUCCUCCUCCUCGCAGUUCCUCUAUUGGCCAGCUGCUCAGAUCUCGUCCUCCCUCUGGACUGCAGCGACAUCCGUUACCAUGACAACCGCCGACCCAGCGGAGUGUACACCAUCUAUCCCAUCGGAGCCACGUCUGCUGUCCAGGUGUUCUGUGACAUGGACUCUCUAGAAGGACGGUGGACGGUGUUCCAGAGGAGGAUGGACGGCUCGGUGAACUUCUACAGACCCUGGGAUCAGUACAAGAUGGGCUUUGGGAGCGCUGCUGGAGAGUACUGGCUCGGUUUGGAGAGUCUCUUCCACCUCACCCAGAGGAAAAAGUACGAGCUGCUGGUGGACAUGGAGGAUUUUGAAGGAAACAAGGUGUUUGCUCGUUACUCCUCGUUCUCCAUCGACUCCGAGUCUGACGGAUACAAACUGCAUGUGUCUGGAUUCACUGAUGGAGGAGCAGGAGACUCUCUGACUGGUCACAAUGAGCAGAAGUUCACCACCUUGGACAAAGACCAGGACAUCUGGGAGAACAACUGUGCUAGGUCCUUCCUGGGAGGCUUCUGGUACGGGAAGUGUCACUCUGCAAACCCGACCGGGAUCUAUCGCUGGGGACAGGACGGUACUCUCUAUGCUGUUGGAGUGAGCUGGUCAAGCUGGAAGGGCAAUGACUACUCCAUGAAGACCAUCAGCAUGAAGAUCCGUCCUGUGCAAUAAACCUUCAGAACAUCACAGGAUCACCUGUCCAGGAACUCCAGACAUUUCCAAAACUGAAUUGCAACAAGGAAUGUGUUUUUUCUAGUGGUGGGCAAUGAUUAAAAUUUUUAGUAGCAAUUAAUCGCAUGAAAUAUUGUGAUUAAUCACGAUUAAUUGCGUGAAAUAUUCCGAAUAAUCAUGAUUAAUCACAUUGUUAGGUGCAAAGUAUCCUUUUCCUCUAAAAGCAGAACUACUGCUACAUGAAGGAAAUGCAUUAAAUUUUGGUUUACAAACAAUAAAUCAGGGGUGUUUAACUUGCGGCCCUGGAGCAGCAAGUUGGUCUCUGGAUCUUCCACAAUGGGUCUUAAUACAUGGCUAACAAUGCCAACGAACCAACUAAUGUUUCUAAAUAUAGCUAUAAUAACAAGUGCAGGGUUUUAACAAUUUUUCAUGUAUUUCCAUUGUUGUAGAAAAAU
Molecule: messenger RNA, 1217 nt
Organism: Melanotaenia boesemani (Boeseman's rainbowfish)
Lineage: Eukaryota; Metazoa; Chordata; Actinopteri; Atheriniformes; Melanotaeniidae
Product: microfibril-associated glycoprotein 4-like
Exons: 7
Coding region: 16-762 (248 amino acids)
Biological process (GO): elastic fiber assembly
Source: RefSeq, a predicted model, not a curated record